Molecule: messenger RNA, 1491 nt
Organism: Drosophila eugracilis
Lineage: Eukaryota; Metazoa; Arthropoda; Insecta; Diptera; Drosophilidae
Gene: WRNexo
Product: Werner Syndrome-like exonuclease
Exons: 7
Coding region: 43-1113 (356 amino acids)
Biological process (GO): nucleobase-containing compound metabolic process
Molecular function (GO): nucleic acid binding; 3'-5' exonuclease activity
Source: RefSeq, a predicted model, not a curated record
AAAUAUAAGAAAACAGUGAGCGGCGCACGAAAACGGCAGAUUAUGGACAAAUACUUAAUAAAAAUGCCGAUUAAAUCAAAAACAAACGUAGUUGAGAAACCAGAAAAGGUAAUCGUUAAAAAGGAGACUCCUAAAAUGUCCAGAAAACCAGCAAAAAAGGAUACUCCAAAGGAGUUAAAGGACAAAGAGAAUACUGGAGAAGAUAAUACCCCAAAGCAAACAAAGGCAGGAAGAAAUGGCAGACAGGCUGCCAAGCGAAAGAAUUUGGAUACUCCUGAAGUGAAAGACGAUAAGAUUAAGGAGGAGAUUGAGAAUCCGCCGAAACGCCGAAGUUCCAGACUCACAAGAAGCACCCGUUCAAUGGCCGAAGAUGGAUCUCCUUCCCCUGAAAAGGAGAAACCCGAGAAGUUACCUUUUAUCAAAUACAAAGGGGCUAUUAAGUACUUCACGGAGAACCACGAUAUAGCCUCAUCUGCAGAAGAAGUAUUACAAUGGGUGGAGAAACAAAAGGACGAGAUAGUGCCGAUGGCCUUUGACAUGGAGUGGCCCUUCUCCUUCCAAACCGGUCCCGGAAAGUCCGCUGUCAUCCAGAUUUGUGUGGAUGUGAAAUGUUGUUAUAUCUACCAGCUAACAAAUCUAAAGAAACUGCCUGCAGUUUUGGUGGCCCUAAUUAAUCAUCCUAAAGUACGGUUGCAUGGCGUUAACAUAAAAAGCGAUUUCCGAAAGUUGGCUCGUGACUUUCCAGAGGUUUCCGCUGAACCUCUGAUUGAGAAAUGUGUGGAUUUGGGAGUGUGGUGUAAUGAGAUCUGCGAGACCGGCGGCAGGUGGAGUUUGGAGCGUUUGACCAAUUUUAUAGCGAAAAAGGCGAUGGACAAAAGCAAGAAGGUGCGCAUGAGCAAGUGGCAUGUUAUUCCGCUGGACGAGAAUCAACUGAUGUAUGCUGCCAUAGAUGUCUAUAUUGGUCAGGUUAUAUAUCUGGAAUUGGAGCGCCGUGACAAGGCCAAGACUAAAAACGAAGACGAAUUUAAGGAGCAAAAUGGGGAUGCGGCCUUUAAAGCUGUUAAAGCAUUGGGAGAGACCUUUUUGGCAAAGAUCAACGAGGUUACUCUCUAAGAUGUACACUUCUUCAAAUAUUGCAAUUUUAUAGUUAAGCAUGUCUGUUCAAUUAUUUGGGACCUUUUCUCACUAAAAUAUUUCUAAUUUCUAAAAUUGUAUAGUAAUUUGUUACCUUAAAAACAUUGAUAUAUUAAUUCAUUUCGACAUUUAAAUUACUUUUAUAUAUGCUUACCACAAAUUUAAAAAUUAUAUCUAGAUAUAAGAGAAUUUAAUGUUUUGACUUAGAUCACACAUUGAACAAAUUUUUACUAUACUACGAAUUUUACAACAUGUAUUCUUUGUCGAUCUUAGUUAUAGUUCAGUUCCCCGAAAAUUUGAUUAGGAUUAUACAAUUUUCUACAUUUCUUAACUUGCAAUAAAUUUUAAUUUUUUAAA